Molecule: messenger RNA, 3550 nt
Organism: Schistosoma bovis
Lineage: Eukaryota; Metazoa; Platyhelminthes; Trematoda; Strigeidida; Schistosomatidae
Source: the annotation of a GenBank genome assembly
AGAGCGCUCUGUUUGCAACUGGUCUGGUCGUAAUGCUGAUUGCCAGAAAAUGACUAGUACUGGUGUGUUUCAUUUGGAUAUGCCGGAAGCUCCAAGUUAUGACGACAGUGAAGAAAAUUCUCAUGAUUAUUGCUCGACACAUGGAGGGGUAGAGGAUGAGUUUCUUGAACGUGGCCCACUUAAACCAGAUGAACUCGAUGAGAACAUUAAAACGGUUGAAAUUUGCGAAGAAACAGUGAAUCCUGGUCAACCUAAAGUCAGGCCACACGACUUUCAACUUCUGAAAGUCCUUGGGAAAGGUGGUUAUGGAAAAGUUUUCCUUGCACGCAAAAACGAUACUGGUCAAACCUAUGCGAUGAAAGUUUUAAAGAAAGCCUCGAUUGUGACGAACGCCAAGGAUACUGCACACACUAAAAGCGAGAGAAAUAUACUCGAAAUGAUUAAACAUCCAUUUCUAGUUCAAUUGCAUUUUGCUUUCCAAUCCCCUGGAAAGCUUUACCUAGUCUUGGAAUUUCUAGCUGGAGGUGAGCUGUUCAUGCAACUUGAGAAAGAGGGAGUGUUUAUGGAAGAUCAAGCCAGCUUUUAUUUGGCGGAAAUAACUCUUGCCAUUGGUCAUCUUCAUUCGAUGGGGAUUGUUUAUCGAGAUUUGAAACCCGAAAAUGUACUUUUAGACCAUCAAGGUCAUGUUAAACUAACGGAUUUUGGAUUGUCUAAAGAGAGAGUCGAUCGUGAUAAUUUAACUCACACAUUCUGCGGGACUAUUGAGUACAUGGCUCCCGAAAUAUUGUUACGUCAAGGACACGGGAGAGCCGUUGAUUGGUGGAGUCUUGGCACGCUUAUGUAUGAUAUGCUUUCGGGAUCUCCUCCAUUUACAGGCGAUGAUAGAAGACAAACUAUUGACUUGAUAUUACGAGGUGAUUUCAUACCUGUACCUUAUUUAAGUCGGGAAGCCGUAUCACUUAUUUCCAAGCUUUUAGUUGUUGAUGUCAGUAGACGCCUUGGUUCUGGUCCAUCCGAUUCCGAGGCGAUUAAGAUGCACCCAUUCUUUCGUAAUACUGAUUGGGAUCGUGUUCUGAAAAAGCAGGUUGAACCACCCUUCCGACCAACUUUGACAUCUGACACGGACGUUUCUCUUUUCGAUCCCAAAUUCACUCAAGAAAAUCCCGUCGAAAGUCCGGAUGAGGGCUUGCCAAUAUCUGCAAUGGUUUCUGAUGUUUUUGAAGGAUUUACUUAUGUCGACCCCCAAAUCCAUAUUGACAUGGCUCGUGAUCCAUGGGUAUCUACUUGGCAAACCAGUUCACGCUCGCGUCGAAGGUCUGGGAUUUCAUCCAGCAGUUCUCCAGGCUUCGUUGGACAUACAAUCAUGGCAAAUCCAAAUACACUUAUGCAAGGAACUGAUAUUCUACAUGUUGGAACCCCUCACCCCGAGCAGUUGCAGUCUACAUUGGUUGCACAUCUUCCAAAUACUGUUCAAACUUCUAUCCCGACUCAAUCACAGCCGUUUGUUUUUGCUGAAGAUUUCGAGGAUAUGGACGUCGCCAGUACUAAUUUAACCUACAGCAACAACCCACUUGAUAGCCAUUCAACUGUCAUAAACACUGUCAAUAUAUCCACCAGUAAUUCUGUAAGACCUACGUAUGCUUUACCUCUUGGUUCCCAUCGCUUAGAAAAUAGUCGAGUGAUGGAAACUGGUAUUUGUGAUCCAUAUUCAUCGCGCUCGGGCGAACAUGUUAAUGGAAUAAUUCCAAAACCAAUUGACACACGUCUAGUAAGCCCAUCAAGUUCUGCUGCCGCACAGGUAUCAGCACUUGCUGCAGCAGCGCUUGCUACUUCAUCCCGUUUGGUUGGUUCUUCUGUACACAUACCUUCAAUUGCGUCUCAUAACUCUCCCAAUCGACCUUUCAUGAAUGAGCAUAUGAUGUUUGAUCCUCAAAAUAUCAGACUUAUGAAUUUGGGAAAAUCACAACCACAAACUCCAUUGGCUGCAGUAGAAAGUUUGCAUGUUCAGAGGAAAUAGUUUCUGUUCGUUGAAAGAAAAAUAAUGAAGCUGUUCAAUUUUUUCUGUGUUUCUCAGGCUUCAUAAUUUCAUUUGUAUGAACUAAGUGGAUUGGUAUGUAUUAUGAACACCUAGUUUUAUUUCAUGAGUGUUAGAAUUUUGAUGCGAAUUUUGUCAUUUUCCCUUUUCUGAUAUGCGUAUUUUGUAUGCAACUGAUAUAUUUUUUGUUGUGUGCUAUUUUCAUCCCAAACAAGCUCAUCUGUGAGUUUCUUCAUGUACAAUACCUUACACGUACUGUUCACAAGAUUCUGUUUUUGAUUCCUACCCAGGAAUAUUAUAUAUAUAUAUGAAUUGUAUUAUGACGGUUUUGUUAACAAUGUAUUUUUUUCCCAUUUCAAUAUCUGAUCUUUUCUUGAAGCAUCAUUUUUAAUCAAAUCUUGAAUAAAAAUAUUUUGGUCACAAACACGUGAGUAGUAUUCCCGGACGCAAUGCUUUACAUGGAUACACAAUUUACGUAUACUAUCUGAUAAAUUCAUUGUUAUUUUGAUCCAGUGGAUGUCUUCAUCUAGCCAACCAUAGUACAUUCAUAUUUUUACUUUCUUAUUUAUGACACUCGGUGAACUGAGUGAUUUCCUAACUAUCAGAUGUACCAAACUCUUUAUUUAGAUAUUUCUAUAUAUCUUAUUUCACUUAGAAACUGUCAAAUCGUUGGCUAAUUACCAUUUGUAACUUGAGCAAUGUUUGCAUGUUAGUGUACAUUUAUAUGAGUAUUUUAUGCGUUUUUCCUCCGCGUUGUUUUCAUUUUUGCAAUUAUUUAAUUUAUCCAUUAGUCAAACCAACAAAUGAUCAGUUAUUUGAUUUUUACAAUCAUGUAUUUAUUCAUAUGUUGGUGAUUAUCUUUUUCUCUAUCGACUCAUUAUGCAUUCCUACCUCGAUAGUUAUUUUCUCUUCUAUAAGUUUUCUUGCCAUGGUAAUUAUCUUAGUUCUUAAAAGUGUUUUACACAUCUGUAUUGAAAAUGCGAUAUUUUCGAAGCACCAUAUGUGCCUCCUUUUUUAAUUUUUGUUAUCCUGUUAAACGUCGAUUCCUUACCGGGCUGAUACUAUGUGGUUUGACUAUAUCGUUAGCCCACCAGCUUAUUCUUUGUCAUUGUUUCUGUAAUCGAAGGGUAUUUGACUUGCUACCUUUAACUUCACAGGGCUUCCUGGUAUAUUAUGAGAAUUGAUUAAUGCUUUACUAUUUAUAUCAUUUUUUCUCUAGCUAAAAUGCUUCUUCGAGUCUUGCAUUACUUAUCAAUUCGUUGACGCUGUUUUGAUAUUUUUAUUUAUGUUGAUAUGAUAUUGUUAUUGUUCAUCCCUUUGAGUGUAAAAAAUGAACCUUGUUGCCUGAAAUGAGUUAUUGUGUAAAUCGAAAAAUGGUAUUCUCUCAAUCUUUCAAUUUUUAAAAUCCCAAUUUGCUUUCAUAUGAUAUUUCACUCUCUUCCUACAAAGAUUUCUUGUAACUCUGCCGUAACUGCCUUUCAACGGUGAUUCAAAUAAAAAUACGUACUUUUUCAU